This is a messenger RNA of Baudoinia panamericana UAMH 10762, 1630 nucleotides long. RefSeq lists its product as uncharacterized. NCBI's taxonomy places the organism in Eukaryota, Fungi, Ascomycota, Dothideomycetes, Mycosphaerellales, Teratosphaeriaceae. Gene Ontology annotation, molecular function: tyrosine-tRNA ligase activity; ATP binding. The transcript has a single exon. Gene Ontology annotation, biological process: tyrosyl-tRNA aminoacylation. The record is from RefSeq and is a predicted model, not a curated record. The coding region runs from base 124 to 1404 and encodes 426 amino acids.
CCAAUGGCAUCCUGACUCAUGCGAAUAUAACAACACUUUCGAGCACACUGCACAAUUCUGCACAAGAACAGUCGCUAACAUCGACGGGUCUGAUUCUGGGCGACAGUCCUCUCGUCACCCACCAUGGCCGCCCCAACAGACGCAACCUCAAAGUUCGACCUCAUAACCAAAAACCUCCAAGAAGUCCUCAACCCCGAAAUCAUCAAAGAAAUCCUCGACAAGAACGAGCGACCACUAAGCAUCUAUUGGGGCACUGCAACGACCGGAAAACCACAUUGCGGUUACUUCGUUCCCAUGUUGAAAAUCGCCGAGUUCCUCGCCGCCGGCUGCGAAGUCAAAGUCCUACUCGCAGACGUCCACGGCUUCCUCGACAACCUCAAGGCCCCGAUCGAAUUAGUAGAGGAACGGGUGAAAUACUACCGCCACGCCAUCACGUCCGCCAUGAAAGCCGUCAACGUGGACAUCUCCCGACUCAAAUUCGUGAUCGGAUCGCAAUACCAAACCCCGAAGGAGAAAGCGACGAACUACGCUUUCGACCUGCUGAGACUCUGCACCCAAGUCUCCUCCCACGACGCGAGCAAAGCCGGGUCAGAAGUCGUCAAACAAACCGACUCCCCACCCGUCUCGUCAAUCAUCUACCCCCUCAUGCAAGCACUGGACGAAGAAUACCUCAACGUCGACGCCCAGUUCGGCGGGGUGGACCAACGCAAAAUCUUCACCCUAGCCGUCGAAUCGUUGCCGCGAAUCGGGUUUCGCAAGCGAGCCCAUCUCAUGAACCCGCUUAUCCCUGGUUUGCAGGAGGGAGGGAAGAUGAGUAGUUCCGAUCCGGAUUCGAAGAUCGAUCUCAUCGAGCCCGCCGACAUUGUCCGGAAGAAACUCAAAAAGGCCUUCUGCCCGCCUAAACAGGUAGAGGGUAACGGUGUGUUAAGCUUUGUGGAGUACGUGCUCCUACCCGCCUCCGCACUGAAGAACAACGGCACGCCUCGUUUCGUUGUUGACCGCCGGGACGCGGAACCGCUCGUCUACGACUCGAUCGAACGAAUGCGGAAGGACUACGAGGCGGAUGUGUUAUCGCCGCAAUCGCUCAAACCGGCCGUUACGGAGGCACUUCUCGCGAUCCUGAAGCCGAUUAGGGAGGAGUACGAGAGCAGCAAGGAGUGGCAGGAGGUGGAGUUGCGGGCGUAUCCGCCUCCUCCGCAGGCGGCCAAGAAGGAGAAGAAGGUGAAGAAUCUGGGGUCGAGGUUUCCGGGAGGCAGGGCGGGCGGUGGCGAAGCGAAUGGGAGUUUGGAAGCCAAGCCGGAUGGAGAGGUGGUUGGUGAGGGGGCGCAUGAGGUUAGUGUGGGUAAGAGUACGGAGGAGGGGCUGGAGAAGUUAAGUCUGGCGCAGGAGAGUGGGAAGCAGUAGCAAUUAGUGUGCACGUCCGAAACAGUUCACAACUCGCAAGCAUUGUCAGCAGCUCGUCUUCUACCCAACGACGCGGUCCCAUUCAAUCGCGGCGUAUAAGCAGCAACAUAUUUCGAUUCCUGCGCUCCUUGGGUAUCAUUCAGCGUCAUAAUAUCCCAGUCAACAGUCACCCCGCUCUCUUCGCCUCUCCUCUUCACGCCCCCACCUCUACCUGUCCCCCUCUAAC